Solanum tuberosum (potato) is the source of this 1496-nucleotide messenger RNA. RefSeq names its product 2-methyl-6-phytyl-1,4-hydroquinone methyltransferase, chloroplastic-like. The record is from RefSeq and is a predicted model, not a curated record. The transcript has 3 exons. Gene Ontology annotation, molecular function: 2-methyl-6-phytyl-1,4-benzoquinone methyltransferase activity. Gene Ontology annotation, biological process: methylation. Lineage: Eukaryota; Viridiplantae; Streptophyta; Magnoliopsida; Solanales; Solanaceae. Bases 123 to 1142 code for a protein of 339 amino acids.
UUUUCAACAGCAAAUUCCAUUGGGUUCUUGAUUUAUGACUUAAAUUAGGCUUUUCAAUAGUUUUGUAACCAUUAAAGCUUCGAUUUUGACGACUUUCAUUUCUUGCAUUUGCUCAACUAAUUAUGGCAAAUUCAAUACUCAUAUCUGGAACUCAAAGUUUCAGUCUUUGUAAUAGAGUUUCCCCAAAUGGGUUAGGCUUUGUUGGUUCAGAUUUCAAUGGGAAUCAAUUUCCCAAGCUGGGUUUAUCAAGAACCAAUUGUAAAAUCAAAACCCUAGCUCCAAUUUGCAGUAUUUCAACAUCUAGGCCAGCUUCACAGCCAAGAUUCAUACAGCACAAACAAGAAGCUUUUUGGUUUUAUAGGUUUUUAUCUAUUGUGUAUGAUCAUGUGAUUAAUCCUGGGCAUUGGACUGAAGAUAUGAGGGAUGAUGCACUUGAACCAGCUGAUCUUAAUGACAGGAAUUUGACUGUGGUGGAUGUUGGUGGUGGCACUGGUUUCACUACAUUGGGUAUAGUUGAGCAUGUAGAUGCCAAGAAUGUUACAAUUCUUGACCAAUCUCCUCAUCAGCUGGCUAAGGCUAAGGAAAAGGAACCUUUGAAGGAAUGCAAGAUAAUUGAGGGUGAUGCUGAGGAUCUUCCAUUCUCAACUGACUAUGCUGAUAGAUAUGUAUCUGCUGGAAGUAUUGAAUACUGGCCGGACCCACAACGUGGAAUCCGAGAGGCAUACAGGGUUCUGAAACCUGGAGGAAAGGCGUGCUUAAUCGGUCCUGUGCACCCUACCUUUUGGUUGUCUCGUUUCUUUGCUGAUGUGUGGAUGCUCUUCCCUAAGGAGGAAGAAUACAUAGAGUGGUUUGAGAAGGCAGGAUUCACGGACGUCCAACUGAAGAAGAUUGGCCCAAAAUGGUAUCGUGGAGUUCGAAGGCAUGGGCUUAUCAUGGGAUGUUCUGUUACUGGUGUUAAGUCUACACCAGGGGAUUCACCACUGCAGCUUGGCCCAAAAGCAGAAGACGUGACAAAACCUAUAAAUCCAUUUGUCUUUAUGCUGCGGUUCCUUCUGGGUGCAACGGCAGCAACAUACUAUGUUUUGGUUCCUAUUUACAUGUGGAUUAAAGAUCAGGUUGUUCCUAAAGGCGAACCUCUGUGAGAGACCAAGCAACUUACUAAUUACUGGCUGAUCCUUCUACCGUUGCAUCUGGUUCUGGUUAGCGCAGUUCUGCAUUUCAAUUGUAUGCCUAGAGUUUUCCGCAAAUGACACCUUAGCUUGGUCUCGACUUCAGUCGAUAUAAUUUUCCAAAUGUAGACUGUACUCCUUUCCUAUAGCUCUUUUUAGAUGACUUCCAACUUUUAUUAUCUGAACCUGGUGAGUUUGUUACUCCCUAUAAUGCUCCUACUAUUUGUUUUGCGGUAAAUCCUUCCCAUAUCUUCAAAAUAGUACCAUGUUUAUAUAUGUUAUUAUAACUUAUAUACUUUACAUAAAUAUUGAGAAGUAUUAGAGAGU